AUGGCACCCAGAAAACGCUUUAGGCUACUCGAAUUAGGGUCACCAACACAUUCUAAAAGGAAAGUUCAAAAACCUCUUCAAGAGAAGACCCCAAACUUGCGAGUUUCUCCACUUGCUUUUAAAAUUGGUAAAGAAAUCAAGAAUAAGGAAAUCAGAAAAACAAAAAAAACAGAAUCAGAAAAUAUAUUCAAUUCGAAACAUGUCGAUUUAAGACUAGAAAGCCCACAUCCAGGAUUAAAUUUUGUAAGUGAUGCUCAACAGUACUCAAAGGCUGGAGAUGUUCGAUAUUUGAAAAAUAAAUCAAGCAAUACCUUGAAAAACGAAAGACAAACAAUAGAGCGCCCCUCAUUUGAUAAUUCCUUAAGGUUCGAGGACAUUGAGCAGCCUCCAAAAUCUACUUCAACGCCGGUUCUUUCUCAAUCUUCUCAAAUAAAUGUAGAAAGAGAAGCACCCAUGUUUCCAGUUCCUUACUAUAUUGCUCCUUCUCCUAUGUAUAAUUUUAGCCCGUAUCAAAAUUUCGUUGGAAACCCAACGUUCCUGACGCCAAGUCAUAACCCAAACCUAAACUAUGCCAUUCCCAUCCAACGGCCGGAGUUGCUUUAUCCGAAUGUUAACGUAUACGAUUCGCCAUUGUUUAAGAAAACAAGACUGCCCCAUCAGACCAAAAGUCUAGAUAAAGAAAAAAAUUACCAAUAUCUUCCAAUAUAUCCGGUCUCGAUUUCUAAUAACGGAGAUUUUGUUGGCCAAGAGACACCAAGGGCAGCACCAAAGUUAAGUAAAAAGAGACUUUCAAAUACAUUGGAUGUUAAUUGUUCCGAUUAUGAGUCUAGUGGACAAAAUGCAACUUAUAAUGAUAGUGAGUCUUCCCUUAAUUAA
This is a messenger RNA of Saccharomyces cerevisiae S288C, 876 nucleotides long. It is a transcript of the gene SPO13, whose product is annotated as Spo13p. Bases 1 to 876 code for a protein of 291 amino acids. Lineage: Eukaryota; Fungi; Ascomycota; Saccharomycetes; Saccharomycetales; Saccharomycetaceae. The transcript has a single exon. Gene Ontology annotation, cellular component: nucleus. The record is from RefSeq and is marked reviewed.